AUGGCCAACGUCACUGCAAUAAGCGAAUUCAUCUUUGUGGGCUUCUCUGAUGUCCAGGAGCUACAGACUGUAUGUGGAGUGUUUUUCCUAAUGAUGUACAUGGCAGCCCUAACAAGUAACCUGAUCAUCAUCAUUCUUACUACCCUUGACCUGCAGCUUCAAACACCCAUGUACUUCUUCCUGAAGAAUUUGUCCCUGUUGGACGUCUUCUUUGUCUCAGUUACCAUCCCAAAUUUAGUUGUAAAUAGUCUAACACACAACAAUUUCAUUUCCAUUCUUGGUUGUGCAGUCCAAGUAUUUUUAUUGAGUUCUUUCACGGGUGGAGAAGUAUUUAUUCUGACUGUCAUGUCCUAUGACCGCUAUGUUGCGAUUUGCAGUCCCCUGCACUAUGAUGCCAUCAUGAAUGGUGGUACCUGUGUACUGAUGGUGAGUGUUUCAUGGGCUACUGGGGUAUUCUUUGGAGCCAUAUAUACAGCUGGCACAUUUUCUGGGCCUUUUUGUGGUUCCAAUGUGAUUCCACAGUUUUUCUGUGAUGUCCCCUCAUUGCUAAGGAUUUCCUGUUCUGAAAGACUAGAGCUCAUUUAUACAGGUCUUGGAAUUGGUCUUUGUUUAGGUAUUUCUUGCUUUACCUGUGUAGUGAUCUCUUACUUUUACAUUUUCUCCACUGUACUGAAGAUUCCUACUGCUAAAGGGCAGUCCAAAGCAUUUGCCACGUGCAUCCCCCACCUCACUGUGUUCACUGUUUUCAUUGUUACUGCUUGCUUUGUCUAUCUGAAGCCACCCUCAAUAGUACCAUCGAUCACAGACAGGCUUUUUUCUGUGCUCUACACUGUGUUACCUCCAGCACUCAAUCCUUUGAUCUACAGUCUGAGAAACAGGGAUGUAAAGUGUGCUCUGGGGAGGUUACAGCAAAAUCUUUGUGCAAGAUAUUCACUUCAUUUAAUACUUCAAAAUAUCUGUCAGUGGUAUAGUGUCUCACAAGUUACAAGCAAGUUUCGUAGUUUUUGA
Arvicola amphibius (Eurasian water vole) is the source of this 1008-nucleotide messenger RNA. Its product is annotated as olfactory receptor 14A2-like. Gene Ontology annotation, molecular function: G protein-coupled receptor activity; odorant binding; olfactory receptor activity. The record is from RefSeq and is a predicted model, not a curated record. Lineage: Eukaryota; Metazoa; Chordata; Mammalia; Rodentia; Cricetidae. Bases 1 to 1008 code for a protein of 335 amino acids. Gene Ontology annotation, biological process: G protein-coupled receptor signaling pathway. The transcript has a single exon. Gene Ontology annotation, cellular component: membrane.